GAGAGUACCAAGGCGGCUAAGUAGACCUCCGAAUUCCUAUCGCCAUGUCCAAGGAACCAACUCGCAACCAGCUAUCGUCCAGGCUCGCGUACAGCGCGCAAACGCCCGCUUUUCUUCUGCGGAUGCAGGCUCGCGUCAACGGGACAGCCGAAGAUGAAGACGAUGACGAAUACGAGUACGACGGCUCUGGGCGCCCACCCAUUCCGAAGCGUCCUGCGAUUCCAGAACGCCCGGAUGACGAUCCAGGCAGUGCCGAAGAGGAUAAUGGCGAUGAGAAACCACAGGUAGUGGUUCUGAGGGAAGGGAAGCACCUCUCGGAGCGGGAGGUUGAGAAUGAGAAGCGAAAGGCGAAGGGCUUGUCGCCUCUGCCUGACAUCGUGGAAGGGGAAGCAGAAGCCCCUGCGUCGGGUAGCACGUCUCAGAAGGACAGUGCAGAGAAACAGGCUCAUAGCCGUUCGUUUGGGUCGAUCGGCUUAAAGACCAAGUCCACCAAACGGAAAGCCGUGGGGGACGCCCGAGACGACGAACCGCCAACAGGCAAGCCAACUAAGGGCAUGAAGAAGAAACCGAAGAAAGCAGAGAAGAAGUUGCUGUCGUUCGGAGACGAGUCGUGAUUCUGUGACUAAACUCUCGCGCUACACGUGUAUACUUUGCGCGUCGGUUUCGAUCCUCCUGGCGCCGUAGGAUCCUGUGGCACUACCCCCGCUCGGGCCUUCGGGAACCGUGGAAGCGGGUGUCGUUAGGUCUCAGCAUCUACGGCAACUUGACCGCGGCUGCGCAGCAGC
This is a messenger RNA of Rhodofomes roseus, 785 nucleotides long. RefSeq lists its product as uncharacterized. Bases 45 to 614 code for a protein of 189 amino acids. The transcript has 3 exons. Lineage: Eukaryota; Fungi; Basidiomycota; Agaricomycetes; Polyporales; Fomitopsidaceae. The record is from RefSeq and is a predicted model, not a curated record.